Linum tenue is the source of this 2202-nucleotide messenger RNA. The record is from the annotation of a GenBank genome assembly. NCBI's taxonomy places the organism in Eukaryota, Viridiplantae, Streptophyta, Magnoliopsida, Malpighiales, Linaceae.
GGAAGAGAAAUUUCCCUCUCUUCUCCGCGGCACACACAUCCCUCUGGUAGUCUGUACCGCACUUAAAUACCGCGCCAUCCCCCGCCUCCGUCAUUCCAUUCCCCUCGGCCCAACAAAAACAAAAAGUCCUUUCUCCUUCCUUCUUCCCCGAAAAUGGCUCGGAAAUCAGCUGGAUCUCCGCCCUCCUCUGUUCUCCUCCUAGCCGCCGUGUCCCUCCUCGCCAUCGUCGCUGCCGAGUCUCCCUACCGCUUCUUCGAUUGGAACGUCACGUACGGCGACAUUUACCCGCUCGGCGUCCGCCAACGAGGGAUCCUGAUCGACGGCGCGUUCCCGGGGCCGGAUAUCCACUGCGUCACCAACGACAAUCUCAUCAUCAAUGUGCACAACAGCUUGAACGAGCCUUUCCUCCUCUCUUGGAAUGGGAUGCAGCAGAGGAGAAACUCAUUCGUGGAUGGUGUCUACGGCACCACGUGUCCCAUCCCGCCGGGCAAGAAUUACACCUACAUUCUCCAAGCCAAGGAUCAGAUUGGCAGCUUCUACUACUUCCCUUCGCUUGCCUUCCACAAGGCCGCUGGUGGGUUCGGCGGGAUCAGAAUCCUCAGCCGUCCCGGGAUUCCGGUGCCUUUCGCUGACCCCGCCGGCGACUACACCAUUCUCAUCGGAGAUUGGUACAAGUCCAAUCACACGGACUUGAGAGCCCGAUUGGAUGGAGGCCACAAGUUGCCUCUGGCAGAUGGCAUCCUCAUCAAUGGUCGUGGAUCUGGCUACGCCCUCACAGUCGAACCAUUGUUUGUUCUUCUUUUACCAGGCAAGACCUACAGGCUCAGGAUAUCCAACGUUGGGCUACAGAAUUCGGUCAACUUCCGCAUCCAAAACCACAAGAUGAAGCUGGUCGAAGUGGAAGGAACGCACACUCUCCAGACAACUUACUCUUCUCUUGACGUCCACCUCGGCCAAUCUUACUCCGUUUUGUUCACCGCCGACCAGCCAGGGCAAGACUAUUACAUCGUGGUGUCUUCCCGAUGGACAACUCCGAUCCUCACCACUACUGGUGUUCUGCACUACAGCAACUCCGCCGGCCCAGUUUCUGGCCCACCUCCCGGUGGCCCGACCGAUCAGGUCGACUGGUCCCUCAACCAGGCCCGCUCCAUCAGGACUAAUCUGACGGCAAGUGGGCCGAGGCCGAACCCACAGGGCUCUUACCACUACGGCAUGAUCAACUUGACGAGGAGCAUCGUUCUAGCCAACUCAGCUGGUCAAGUGAACCGCAAGCAGAGAUACGCCGUCAACAGCGUGUCGUUUAUUCCAGCAGACACUCCUUUGAAGCUUGCAGACUACUUCAAAAUCCAGGGGGUUUUCAAGGAGAACAGCAUCUCCUCUAGGCCCACGGGCGGGGGCAUCUACCUCGACACCUCCGUUCUCACCACUGACUACAGAACGUUCAUCGAGAUCGUGUUCCAGAACAACGAGGAUAUUGUGCAGAGCUGGCAUCUAGAUGGUUACAGCUUCUGGGUCGUUGGCUUGGAUGGCGGGCAGUGGACGACUGCCAGUAGGAACCAGUACAAUCUGAGGGAUGCGGUUUCGAGAUCCACCACACAGGUGUAUCCCAAGUCAUGGACUGCAAUCUACAUUGCUCUAGACAACGUUGGAAUGUGGAACUUGAGGUCAGAGUACUGGGCGAGACAGUACCUCGGUCAGCAGUUCUAUUUGAGGGUUUUCACAACGUCGACUUCACUGAGGGACGAGUACCCAAUCCCCAAGAAUGCACUCCUUUGCGGCAGAGCUGCCGGCCGGCACACACGGCCGAUGUAAAGAAAAAAAACACGAUCCAGAGGUUCUGGUAAUUUAUUGUCGGGGGUGAAAGUUGGGAUUUGAGGCAGAUCGAGAUUGAGUAAAGAGUAGGGAGUGUGGAUUGUACCAUUUGUGAAAUUGAUAUAACGAGACCUCAGCUCGAGGUCACAUUGUUGAUUCUUUUUUUUAACUGGUGUUGUGGCCUAUGAGGGUGGGUGGAUAAAUGAUUGUUUGUAAGCUUGUAAAACUUUUUAUUGAUAUAUAGGCUCAUCUUAAGUUGUUACUUCAGCGUUGGUUUCAGUUUUAAUCUAUAGAUUCAACUUCAUUUAUAUGUUACUUUCGAGUUCAACAAUCAAAAUGUCAUUACUUUUGUUGUAAGUUAGCAAUUUUUUUACUAUUCCUUAAAGUCAC